UCCAACCAACACGAAAGCUUCUCAAUUCUUCUCUCAUUUUCUCUUCUUCUUCUUUCUCAGAUCAUCAGUUCUUUUUGGUUGGUUUUAUUACUUUGAUUCAUUCAUUCGUUCACUUGCUCUUUGGGGGGUUCCCUCUUUGGUAAUGCACUUUAAAUAAGUCACGUAUCAGUUACUACAGACCACAUUGAAGUCUCCUGUUCCGUAAACGCAGUAACCUUUCUUUAGACAAAUCACAAAAUGUUGCUGAUGGUAGAAUCCGGCUUUUGGCAAAGAUGUGCUGCCUUCUUGGUUCUUGCUGCUGCUGCUGCUGUUGUUCAGGCUGAGGAUCCUUACAGGUUCUUCAACUGGAAUGUUACUUACGGUGAUAUUUACCCACUUGGGGUUCGCCAGCAGGGAAUUCUCAUUAAUGGGCAAUUUCCAGGGCCUGAACUCUAUUCUGUCACCAAUGACAAUCUUAUCAUCAAUGUCUACAACAACUUGGAUGAACCUUUUCUUCUAUCAUGGAAUGGGGUGCAGCAAAGGAGAAACUCGUAUGAGGAUGGAGUAUAUGGGACUACAUGCCCAAUCCCUCCAGGCAAGAACUUCACUUACAUUUUACAGGUGAAAGAUCAAAUCGGGAGCUUUUUCUACUUUCCAUCCCUUGCUUUUCAUAAGGCUGCUGGCGGCUUUGGAGGCAUCAAGAUCCUCAGUAGGCCCAGGAUUCCUGUCCCUUUCCCGGACCCUGCUGGUGAUUUCACAGUUCUUAUUGGAGAUUGGUUCAAGACUGAUCACAGGAAACUGAAAGCUAGGUUAGAUGGUGGUCAUAAGCUUCCUUUCCCUGACGGCAUUCUGAUAAAUGGCCAUGGACCUAAUGGCGCAAUUUUCACGGUUGAACAAGGCAAAACUUACAGGUUUAGGAUAUCAAAUGCUGGGCUUCAGAACACACUCAAUUUCCGCAUUCAAGGUCACUUAAUGAAGCUGGCCGAGGUAGAGGGAACCCACACCGUGCAGACCAUCUACGAAUCGCUUGAUGUCCACGUGGGUCAGUCCUACUCUGUGCUUGUUACAAUGGACCAAACUGCCAAGGAUUUCUACAUUGUGGCCUCAACCCGUUUCACUGACAAGAUCCUUACCAGCACUGCAACUCUUCACUACAGUAACUCCAACAAGGCAGUGUCAGGUCCUAUUCCUGGUGGACCUACUGACCAAAUAGAUUGGUCUCUUAACCAGGCUCGAUCCAUAAGGACUAACCUGACAGCAAGUGGACCAAGGCCAAAUCCACAGGGAUCAUACCACUACGGUCUCAUUAACAUAACCAGAACGAUCAAGCUAGUGAGCUCAGCUGCCCAAGUUAAUGGGAAGCAAAGAUACGCAGUUAACAGCGUGUCUUUUGUCCCAGCUGAUACACCCCUCAAACUAGCUGACUACUUCAAGAUUGAUGGUGUUUUUCGAGUUGGAAGCAUCUCAGACAGUCCAACCGGUAAAAACAUGUACCUUGACACAUCGGUCAUGGGUGCUGAUUUUAGAGGCUUCGUGGAAAUUGUGUUUGAGAACCAUGAGAGCAUAGUCCAGAGCUGGCAUAUUAAUGGAUACGCCUUCUGGGUUGUCGGCAUGGAUGGAGGAUUGUGGACUCCAGAUAGUCGUAAACAGUACAACUUAAGGGAUGCAGUUUCACGCAGUACCACACAGGUAUAUCCUGGAUCAUGGACUGCUAUCUACAUUGCUCUUGAUAAUGUUGGAAUGUGGAACGUGAGAACUGAAUUUUGGGCACGGCAAUAUCUCGGACAACAAUUUUACUUGCGAGUAUACUCACCUGUGGAGUCAGUCAGGGAUGAAUACCCCAUUCCAAAAAAUGCCCUGCUCUGUGGCAGAGCCGCAGGAAAAAGCACGAGACCUCUCUGAAACAAAUUUGCAGCCAAAGUUUGUUCUGAAUUAACCAUUACAAGUACAAAAAAUGACCCAAAGCUUUUAAGGUCUCAAUUCUUUUUCAACAGAAUUUGUAUUUGGUUUGUAACUACAGAAUCGUCAAUAAAUGUACUAAAUUAAGCAUUCUUUUUGCUGAGUAAAGAUUGUAAGGCUCAAUUCCUGUAAUAAACAAGCUGUGUAAAGCUUACUCUA
This is a messenger RNA of Theobroma umbraticum, 2097 nucleotides long. Its product is annotated as L-ascorbate oxidase homolog. Gene Ontology annotation, molecular function: copper ion binding; oxidoreductase activity. Lineage: Eukaryota; Viridiplantae; Streptophyta; Magnoliopsida; Malvales; Malvaceae. The record is from RefSeq and is a predicted model, not a curated record.